AGAAAAAUGAGGUCCCAUCUCUUUUUGUGUAUCGCAAUUGUGUUAGUUGCCUUAGUGGCCUCUCGGUCAAUCCAAGAUGGUGAGUAUUGAAAAAUCUUAAACGAACCCGGCUUUAUAGGUAAUUAAAAAAAUAAAUAAAUAAACGACUAUAUCUGUCACGUAACCUUAAAAUUGUGAACUUUUCUUAAUCAGCAACAAGUUGAUUCUUUUGAAGGGGCUGAGUCAGUUAAGGUCAAGGUAGUUUCGUCCAUCUUGUUACGUUUUGUUACUUCCAAAUUAAUUACAAAUAAAUUAGUAUAACGUUGCAAAUUGCUCUGGAAAACAAUACAAACUAGUCGUCGUUGACUUUUAUAAAAUUUAUUUUUCUUAGUGUAUGGGCAGUUGUUUUUGUUACUUUGUAAUAAAGAGAUCUUGUUAUUAUUUUAAAGCUAAUAGGCGACAAAUUGGAGCCGGUACCUGCAAUUUUAAAUGUUACAAAAAUGUAGAUAAUUUAUUUUUGGAUAAACAUUUUGUGAUAAAAAUGAAAGAUUAAAAGUCAGGACAUUUCGUCCUUGAUUGUCAUCUUUUUAAAAUGCUUUAAAAAAAAUUGUAACCAGCACUAUAUAAACACUAUAUAAACUGAGUGCCGUUUUUAAUUAGCUUUAUUAUCGCUUUGUUUCAUUGUGUUGAUUGUUUUAUGUCCUUCUUUUCAACUUAAAUAAAUAUUUUAUCACUUAUUGUUGACAUUGUUAUCUAUUUUAACAAUUUUUAACUGUUUCUAUUUAUGCAAAGUAUUUCCCACGCACUUGAAAAUUACUUCGGAGAGGUCGAACGCGUGACUUUUUAGCACUUAAACUUUUAUCUCAAAAUAAAAAAAAAAUCAUCUUCACCGUACAUUUUCGUUAUUCACUUUAAAUUCGGUUUAACAAAUAGGCAGGCAUGGACCACAACCUAUAUCAAAAGAGUAACUUCUUUAAAGAUAUAUAAUUAAGUCAAGUUUGUAUUGCUUACCAAUGCUUUUAUAUCACAGAUCACGUUUAAAGGAGAAUCGGAAUGAGCUAUACGCACGCAUAGAAACUUCAACUCCGCGCAAGCUUUGUCUUAUUGGUUGAAUUUUGCAAAGUAACUAUACAUAAUCAGUCAGUUUUGCGCCAUGGCUGUCGUACCAGUAGGUGGGGGAACCGGGUUAAACUGCGGAAAUUGAAGCAACUUAAUAUCCCACGAAGUUAGAAGGAAUGAGAUGUUAAAGUUGGAUCAAUCGCAUUUUUACAUAUUUUUUAGCUCUAUACAACGGCAAUUUUCAACUUAGAUGUGCCCUACAUUAAUGAGGUAAUUACAUCUCACUCGAGAUGGUUACUAAGAUAUCGAUUUCACUAAAGAUUAAGUUAAUGGCAUGUUAGUAUAUGACAAUUCCAAAUCCGAUUCUAAUUUCAAAGCUUAAUAGAGAACUAAACUGCAACAUCAUUCGUAGUGUUUACCUAGUUUUUGUUUUCACAGCUUCAAAGAAGUGUUGUCCUUGUUGUCCUCCCCCACCACCACCACCACCACCACACGUACAACAUAUAGCAGGAGCUCCUGGACCUGCUGGACCACCCGGUGUAGUUGGUUGUACCGGUCCCCCAGGAGCCACUGGUUGCCCCGGUUGGAAAGGAGCCCCUGGACCAGCUGGACCCCCAGGACCACCCGGAAAACCUGCUCUUCCUGGACCACAAGGACCCCCAGGGGCACCAGGAGCACAAGGACCACCCGGCCCAUCAGGAUGCCCUGGUCCAAAAGGAUGCCCCGGAGUCCCUGGUACCCAAGGACUGACUGGACCACCUGGUCCUCCAGGACCCCCUGGACACCCAGGCACCCCAGCGUCUUGCUGCGGUUAGAAACAGAAACCAUAAAUACAAGCUGCUGAAAUGUUUGAAUUUGCGAUUUAGAUAACUUUUUUUUGCGUUUUACAUUUGUGUCAUUUUCUUCGUCUUGGAGAUAUAUGUUGUUUUAAGGAAGCAAAAGAAACAAUAAAUUAGGUAUUAUGAAUCAAAGUGGUUUCAUUUAGUCCGUUCAACUUGUUCCUGGUAGAAUCCUUUUAGUCACCAGGGCAGCAGCUUUGCAAAUUAUUGGAACAAAAGAAAACUUUUCAAAACAAAAAGAUUCAACUCCCACGGGACUGAUUUGGGACACAAACAUGGCCGCUGUUUCGCUUUUUUUGGUAUACCAAUAUGGUGGAAAGGACGUCGUUUGAAAAUGAUCUAUGAGUUUUUUUUACGUAUACUGUAUCUAUAAAGUAGCAGUGCGAUGGGGUCAUAGACAAUGACGAUGAACUAUGACAGUCCUUUUUUCUGGUUCAGCAAUGACUAAUUUAACUGGAAUUUUUUCAGAUGAUUUCCAGCUUGUUACCUGUAAGCAAAUUGUAAUUCCUGCGUAAUUGCGUUCAGCAAUGACUGAUUUAACUGGAACCUUUUAAGAGGAUUUUCAGCUUUUUGCUGUAAGCAAAAUUGUAAUUACUGCGUAUGUAAUUGCGCACAUAGAGAAGUAGUACGCGAGCAUAUCCGGUGAUGGGAUUCUUACGUUCCUUACUGGCUAAAUAAGUAAAAGUAUUGCGUGAUACAGAAUUACCGCUGAGAUUCUUUCCUCACUUCCUUAAGAUUAAUUCGUUUUAAAGGCUCAUUGGCAAGCAGGAAAUACAUUAACAUACAAAUAAGUUGGUUAUGGUACAAGACACAUAAUGUUAAGGGCAAAUGUCCUGCCUCGAGGAAUAUAAUAAUGUCAGUAGUACCUAAACUAUAAGCGUCAAAACACCCUCAGUUCACUAUCUUUCCACUCCGUGUAUUGUUCUACAUCAAAAAUUCCUUUUAAAUUCUACAUCACAUCCCCAUAAAAAAUGUUAAAAACCGUUCGCGCCGGGACCCAACACCAAACCCCUUCCUCAUAGGUUGUACUCAAGGGAAACAGAAAACUUCAACAGCACCUAUCACAAUAUAUAUAUAUAAUUGUUCCCUGUAGUAAUAAUAAUGAUUGCUAAGUUCUACCCGGUCAAAUUUGAUAAAUUAUGUUAACGUAAAUUCUAACCUUUCAUUUAAAGAUGGUCACAAAUGAGCAAAUCCUUGUCAACGCUGUGACACUUGUACUGUUUUUCUGUUAAAUACACCUGUGGAUGAGCAAGGAGUGUUGCUUUCAUAAAAUUGUUAUUUAUUUAAUAAGAGCACUCAGAUAGAAGUAUGGUUAUUGAGCUCACGGCCCUGAACGUUUAGACGAGCUUUUUCUUUUUCUUUUGUUUUGUUCUUGUUUUUUUAACUCGGUAAUAGUAUCCAUACAUGACAAUAUACAGAAAGAAGACCCUAUUGAUACUAUUCUGUGUUUUCACUAUCACGCCAUCAAAAAAUAAAAAUGGAAACCAGUCAACACAUAAAGUCCAGAAUCUGGGAAAUGAAAGAAGAUAAAUAAACAUAAAGCCUCGCUAGGAAUUAGGUCGAUGCGAUAACUCACAAGCGAGAUAUUCGGAAAACGUUUUACCCAAGUUUAUAAGGCUCUCUAUGGAGACGCCAUGAUGGUGUCCUUUUGAGGGGCACAAAUAUGGCCGCCGGAAACCAACAGAAACAUUUGUUUUGGAGUUUUCCUACUUAUGCGUGAAUUCAUCACUUGAAGAACUCAUAAAGAUUAAAGUAAUAUUUAUUCUAAGACAGGGAAUGUUUAGAUAGCAGAUCUCAAAAAACUAGUAACGUUUUUAACCCACAAAAUAGCUUUCCCGGCCGCCAGCUAAAUGCCGCGUCACGCAAAAGCCUAGAAAUUUAAGCGUCUUCUAUCGCAAAACAAGGAGCCCUNAGGAAUUAGGUCGAUGCGAUAACUCACAAGCGAGAUAUUCGGAAAACGUUUUACCCAAGUUUAUAAGGCUCUCUAUGGAGACGCCAUGAUGGUGUCCUUUUGAGGGGCACAAAUAUGGCCGCCGGAAACCAACAGAAACAUUUGUUUUGGAGUUUUCCUACUUAUGCGUGAAUUCAUCACUUGAAGAACUCAUAAAGAUUAAAGUAAUAUUUAUUCUAAGACAGGGAAUGUUUAGAUAGCAGAUCUCAAAAAACUAGUAACGUUUUUAACCCACAAAAUAGCUUUCCCGGCCGCCAGCUAAAUGCCGCGUCACGCAAAAGCCUAGAAAUUUAAGCGUCUUCUAUCGCAAAACAAGGAGCCCUUUGGAACCGAAAAUUUGUGUAAAUAAAGGAUUUUAUAGGUGCUGCAAUACCUCAUGAAAGUAGAAAAGUAGAAGAAUCGAUAGUUUCUUAGUUUGACUUUUGACGACGUCAUGUCAAAACCCCUAGUAUGCUAAUAAAUAGCUAUUUCACCCUGAGAAGAUUCAGGAGAUGACAGUUUGUAACGUGUUGAAUUUUCAUGUUUCACUCAGUUUGGUGAUGGUAUCCAUUGCCUGAGUUUUGAUUCAUUUCGUGACAUAGCUCCUUUGAGGUUGUAGACUCUUGCGAGUUGACUUACAUUAGCUUCACGUAAAUGUUUUGAUGAAUUCACUUCACAGCAUACGAUUCCAAAACUGACGCUCUGGUAUCCUGAGUCCACUCCAGGAGCUCUAAUUUUUAAGUAUAUGGAUAAAAAUUGCUGGCUGACUAUGUUCAUUAACACCUCUUCGGGAGUUAUGUAUCCACUCGGUAAUUCCUAUAUUGCUCGAAGAUUUUAAUAUGAAAAGAAAUUAGCACUGUUUUAAUUUUUUUCUUUUAUGAGUUUUGGUUUUGUGAGGCAAGGCAAGCGUUGGAUCCACCGUUGCACGAACAAAUGGAUGUAAUACUCACAUGUACGACGUUAGCUGCCAGUCAAGAGUCCUAGGGUUUAAUACCCUGAAAGAAAAAUAUCGCAUAAGAUAUACGGUAUAGUUAAAAACACAAUCGAAAUUGUUUUCUUAGGAAUCUGUAAUGAUAAGGAAAAAAAUUCAAGACCCCAAGUUGAAAACCAGCUGCGCCCUGGUAUUUCACACAUUCCAAAUCCACCAGCUAUACCGUGUUCAUUUACCAGCAAACACAUAAAACAAUGAAACGAAACAGACUUUCAUAUACCUCCUCAAAUAAAAACACGAAAAAAACUCCUUUUCUGUCAAAAUAUUCGCUCCAACUUGUUUGCUUAACUUAUCUUUAAUAAAUAAAGCAUGAUUUUGUGCGCACCUGGGAAAAAUCAGACAUUCACUGCUCGGGACUGUGCUGAAACUAGUUGGUUUUCCUGGUUGAGUCGCUUGUUUCUGUCUGUGUAUUAAUUUGUUUCUAUUCUUCUUUUUGAACAGACCGUCUAAUUUUUUAUUGUGAUAGAAAGUACAUUUGGAGCACAUUUUUAUUCGCAGCAUUAUAGCUUAAACGACAUAAUAACAACUAGACAAAAAACAAGACGUUCUGUUAAGAGAAUCCAACUUGUGAUAACACUAAACUGCAGUUUCAGGUUUUAACACCUAAUGCAAGGGUUGCCUCAGUAAGAAACUCCCACGGUUGUCAAAAGAAUAACAUAUGACACCUGCUAUGUCGCCAAACACUUUAAGACAACCAGAGCCCAUUCAAAAGAGAAAUACAAGCACACUGAAAUUGAUUGCAAUGCCGACACCUUGGGCCACACCCGUCAAAAUUAGUCAUAGCUUGUCUGUAUCCUUCUCACCUCUACUGUCAGGGAUAAACUAAAAAAAGAGAAAGAAAGAAAAAAGUUGAAAACUUUAGCUCUGAAUAGAAAAGUCAAAAAAAAAGUAAAAAAAAAAAAAGGUUUCUGAUAAAAACCACUUUGAAAUUAGCGAAUUAAAAGAAAUCUCACUGACGCAAGUCCACGAAUCAAAAAAUUUCACAUCAUUAAUUAUGAAUAAUCAGUAGAGUGAUGUCACAAGUGAUUAAAAGUGGGCGACCUACAGAGGAUCAAGAUACUAUUCACUGUUGUGAAGGGACGCUUCAGGUAACAAGUACUUCCUUAGUUCUUUUAAUAUUCUAAACAGCAUCAACUGUAAUUUUGCGCAGAGUAAUUUGCAUCUAUACAUUUUAAAAUAAUCUACAAGACACGCCUUUCCGUGGGAAAAGCCUGCACCAUGAGGACGAACCCCCUUCAAAAUGAGUUGACGCUGCUCGUGGCAAACCGGGCCUUAUUUACUUUAAGGGAAAACAGAGAUGAUUGCUACACGUAUAUUGUUGCAAACGUCCACCCUUAACACCUUGUUCUUUUCUUUACAGGGCACAAAAUGAGUCUGCCUUUUGCUCUUUUACUGACAGCCCUAGUGGCUGCUUCAGCGACCGCCAAAUCAAUUCCAAAAGAAAGUAAGUGAAUAAGUCGUAGACUUCUUAAGACUUAACUACAAUUACUAUCUUUUCAUUCCAAAGCUUUUGGGAGCACAUGUAAUUUAGUCUGAGCUUUUCAUUCUGAAAAUAAAAUUCAUGCAUGAUUUGAUCACUGGGAUAAAUUCUCUCAAAAGCGUUUUCAGGCACGUGGUUAUUAUUUAUAAAUAAAUGUAGAUCACAAUUAUGUAAACAUCAUUUUAUGAAGCAGCCUUAAUCACUUCAACUAUUUGUCAAAUUUCAUCUUGACCAUUAUCUCUCAAAGCAUAAUUUCCCUAUCAACACUGAAAUUUCAUUAGGAUCGUAUUGAUUUUUAUUUCAAUAUUUAACUUUUAGAGAGAAAGAAUUCAUAAACUAUAAAAAAAAUCUUUCUCAAUUUCAUACUAACAGUUCACUAAAAUGAUAUAUUUUACGGGAUGGACAAGAUCGCAUAGGUUUCAUUAAAGAUUUUGUUGAUAGUAAUUUUUUUUUUGAUAGUUACAAGCAGGUUUCAAUCACUACCCGCAAGAAAAAAGUCCAAAGAAAAAUCAUCUGUAAUUAAUAUAUAUGAAGCGCGAUACGCCUGCAGAGAGGAAUAAAGAUUGGUUAUUUGACUAGCAGGCCAAGCAUUUUACUUAAUCAUUCUGUGAGUAAAUGAAAUUUAACCUUAUCACAAAGCGCUUUAACUUGAGCAAUACCACAAUAUACCAUUUGUAGGAGUUAAAAGGCACAGAUAUGGGUUUAUAAAAAUAAUAUUAAAUAUCUGAGGUGACAAUUAUCGUUUAUAGGCUGUGCUCGUUUAACUACCAUUAUAUCUUUUCAGGUGCAAAGAGGUGCUGUCCACCUCAAGCCUCCUCUACCUGCACGCUCCUUCCUCCGUGCCCAAGCCCACCACCACCACCGCCACCUCCUGGUCCCUCCGGACCACCUGGACCUCCAGGGCCCCCAGGACUUGUAGGAUGUGCAGGCAGUCCUGGAAUGGCCGGCUGUGCCGGAAUGAAGGGCGAACCAGGACCACCUGGACUUCUAGGACCCCCAGGGACUCCUGGACUACCUGGUAAAGCUGCUCUCCCUGGGCCACCUGGACCACCCGGAUGUAUGGGAUCAGCCGGUGCAGCCGGUUGUCCCGGCUUUAAAGGUGCCCCUGGUGCAAUAGGUCCACCCGGUCCACCAGGACUUCCAGGAAAGGCUGCCCUACCAGGACCACCAGGACCAGCAGGAUGUAGAGGGGCACCCGGUGCUCCUGGCUUCCCAGGAUGUAAAGGCGCCCCUGGACCAAUGGGGCUUCCUGGUCCUCUCGGACCUGCUGGAAAACCUUCUUUACCUGGGCCACCCGGACCACCUGGAAGCAUGGGACCUCCUGGUACUCCAGGAUGCAUGGGUUUGAAGGGAUGUCCAGGAGCUGCAGGUGCCCCCGGACUUGUGGGACCUGUUGGCCCUCCUGGACCACCUGGACCACCCGGACCCCCAGGAUCAGCUCCUGCACCGUGUGCUAGUACCUGUGGUGGAGGGUGUUGCUAG
Molecule: messenger RNA, 7760 nt
Organism: Porites evermanni
Lineage: Eukaryota; Metazoa; Cnidaria; Anthozoa; Scleractinia; Poritidae
Source: the annotation of a GenBank genome assembly